Planococcus citri (citrus mealybug) is the source of this 1580-nucleotide messenger RNA. Its product is annotated as folate transporter 1-like. Gene Ontology annotation, biological process: vitamin transport; transmembrane transport. NCBI's taxonomy places the organism in Eukaryota, Metazoa, Arthropoda, Insecta, Hemiptera, Pseudococcidae. Gene Ontology annotation, cellular component: plasma membrane. The transcript is spliced from 9 exons. Gene Ontology annotation, molecular function: vitamin transmembrane transporter activity. The coding region runs from base 146 to 1471 and encodes 441 amino acids. The record is from RefSeq and is a predicted model, not a curated record.
UAUUAUUUUGUGGCAUUUGCAUCGUACUCGUGUACUUAGUACUUCGUAGCUCGUUGUUUCUCAAUUGUGUUGGGUAGUUCGCGAUUCAUUUUCAUCAAUUUGUGAGCUUUGUGAUUCCUACCAGUUCGAUAACUUUUUUGAAAAAAUGGCCAAAUAUUUCAUCGCGGAGCCUAUUUUGAUUUUUAUCGGUAUUAUUAAAGUUUUAGGGAAUUUUCAACCUUUCGAAUCGUUUUAUUUGGAUUACGCGUCCCAAAAAUAUAAUUUCACUUUAGACGAAGACAAAAAACAAAACCUGGUCAACUGUAGAAAUAUUUGGUGUUUUAUAUUCACUUUUGUUAUACUAUUUAUAACCGAUGGUCUGAGAUAUCGACCAAUUAUCAUAUCGGGCUCGAUUAUCACCUUAUUGCGAUACAUUUUAUUAUUUUUUUGGCCGAGUGUCUUUUUAAUUCAAGUUGAGGUAAUUUUAUCUGCGUUUCAACAUUCAUCAGCAAUCGCCAGUAGUGUUUACUUGUAUUCCAAAAUCAAAGAUGAAUCCAAGUAUCAGAAAAUCACCGCCUACGUGAAUGCAUUUUUUCUUUAUGGAAUGUGCCUUAGUACUGGCGUUGGAUUGGUUUACGUGAAUAUUUUAGGUCUGAAUUUGAGCUAUUUGCUCGCAUACAAUAUCACAGUCGUCUUUAUAGCUCUUAUCUGCGCAUUUAUUCUACCUUCAGUGGAUCCUGAAGAGUCAACAGAAGGCCUGCAACAUGUAAAUAGUCAGAAUCCUAUUCUUCGAACAGAAAAGCUUCACCGAAACAGUGCAUUGAGAACCAUCUUACACAUGUGGUUUAAUUUCAAGACAGCUUAUACAAACAUUUAUGUACUGAAAUGGUCCUUGUGGUGGUCCCUGACUUCAUUUUUGGCACUUCGAGUGCGGUAUCAUUAUCUCACAUUUCUUGCAUCGAUUGAAAACGACGAGACAUAUUUUCUCACAAAAAAUAUCCACCCAGUCGUAUUCAUAAUUUGCCAAUUAACAAGUGCUGUUUUAGUGAUUAUUUGCUCACUCAAACCGACCAACUGGAAAGCUCGAGGCGACCCCAUCCUUAGUCUGGUUUCAUUCACUUUAUCAGUAUUAGCCAUAGCUCAAUACUUCAAUCACUUUUGGCCAUUUAUUUUAAUCGGUAUUGAAGUAAUUUUCGCAAUAAUCGUCGAAGUAUUCCUCACCAUAUGUUUAUGGGAAAUUGUUCAAAUUAUACCGAGGAAUAGUUACGCUUUGAUCGUAGGAUUCAAUACUCUUGUGUUUAAUGGGCUGCAUAACUUUUUACCUUUCUCUAUUCGAAUGACUGAUUUUGUUGCCAAACAAGAAUUUAUGCUUUAUGGAAUAUGUUUUGCUGUAAUUGGAAUUGUGUUUGGCUUAGCUGGAAUUUCACGUCCACUUGGAAAUGAUUUUGAUCAAAUCAUGAAACGACAAGCUCCUGACGAUCUGGAAAAAUAAUUAAGAUGGUUUGAAUUGCAUCACUCCCCCUUCUCCCUGUUGCUUCACUAAUUAUAAUUUUAGAUACAAACAACGCCUAGAGCUAUUAAAUACCUAUACCUACCUACUA